Molecule: messenger RNA, 3087 nt
Organism: Pseudoliparis swirei
Lineage: Eukaryota; Metazoa; Chordata; Actinopteri; Perciformes; Liparidae
Product: protein kinase C epsilon type-like
Exons: 15
Coding region: 735-2993 (752 amino acids)
Biological process (GO): protein phosphorylation
Molecular function (GO): ATP binding; diacylglycerol-dependent serine/threonine kinase activity
Source: RefSeq, a predicted model, not a curated record
CUCCCAGCUGCUGCUGCUGCUCCAAAACCUCCUCCCGAGUCUGUGUUGCGUCGCACUCCCCCGUCUGUCACACCAGCUCCGAGGCAAAUCUGACGUGUUUUUCGCAUUUCCUGCACCAAAGAGAGAGAGCGCGCGAGAGAGAGCGCGCGCGCAAGGGGAGGCAGCCAGAGGUAUGUUCACGGGAAGUUGAGAUCAACAGCUGUGGCUGAAACCAGGCCGAGCACCGAGGAACCCACCGAUACGCACCCCGACGACUCCACCGCCGUAUUCCGCCCCUCCCUCUGCGCCUCUGCGGGCGGGUUGUUCGCGCUGCACCAGCCGCUGUCUGGUGGCAGCGGGCCGGGGGACUCGGACCCCCCCCCCCCUUCCAAUCGGCGGCGCAAUGCAACACGGGCCCCGGUGCGUUCACGGCACCACGCCGCUGCGGUUUGUUUUGAUUUUUUUUCCAACCACCCCUCGGAAGUAAAGACGGCGUGACUGGCUGGGGUCGCACCUGGAGGGGGGGUGGCACGGGGGGGGGGGGCUUUGCUGACUUCUGGGAGCUGUCCGUGUUUCUUCCGUAUUUGGAGCAUAUUCGACAAGUGUAGCCUAUAUGUAAAAAAAAAAAAGUGGCUCCGUAUCGUUUUCCAGCAACUGCCUGGAGGACCACCGGUUGAACAGAGCCGCUAUUAUUCUGUCGGAGGUCCCAUCAGAGGAGGCUGUGACCACCCCCCCCCCCCACGCGCUGCGCUGCCAUGGUGAUCUUCAACGGGAUGCUGAAGAUCCGGAUCCGCGAGGCGCAGGACCUCAAGCCCACGGCGUGGUCCCUGCGUCACGCCGUGGGCCCCAAGACCCCGAGCUUCCUGCUGGACACGUACAUCGCCCUGAACGUGGACGACUCGCGCGUGGGCCAGACCUCCACCAAGCAGAGGACCAACAGCCCCGCGUGGAACGACGAGUUCACCACGGAGGUCCACGACGGCCGCCGCAUCGAGCUGUCCGUGUUCCACGACGCGCCGAUCGGCUGCGACGACUUCGUGGCCAACUGCAUCAUCCAGUUCGAGGACAUCCUGCACAACGGGAGCAAGCACUACGAGGACUGGAUCGACCUGGAGCCCGAGGGGAAGGUGUACGUCGUCAUCGACCUGUCGGGGUCGUCAAGUGAAGCGUGCUCCACCGAGAAUGAGGAGCGCGUGUUCCGGCAGCGGAUGGGACCCAGGAGGCGGCAGGGCGCCGUCCGCCGGAGGGUCCACCAGGUCAACGGGCACAAGUUCAUGGCCACCUACCUGAAGCAGCCCACCUACUGCUCCCACUGCAGGGACUUCAUCUGGGGCGUCUUAGGAAAGCAGGGCUACCAGUGUCAAGUGUGUACCUGUGUGGUCCACAAGCGCUGCCAUGAGCUCAUCAUUACCAAGUGUGCGGGGAUGAAGAAGCAGGAGGAGACGGUGGAGGAGCCGCUGUGUUCUCAGAGGUUCAGCGUCAACGUGCCGCACAAGUUCAGCAUCCACAGCUUCAAGGUGCUCACCUUCUGCGACCACUGCGGCUCGCUGAUCUGGGGUCUGCUGCGCCAGGGCCUGCAGUGUAAAGUGUGUAAAGUGAACGUACACCGGCGCUGUGAGAGUAACGUGGCUCCCACCUGCGGCGUGGACGCCAAAGGGAUCGCUAAAGUCCUCGCCGACCUCGGGGUCACGCCGGACAAGAUCUCCAACAGCGCCCAGAGACGGAAAAAGCUCCCUCAGAGUCACGGCGCCCAGACGACGUCAUCGGAGACGCCCAAGAGGGAGGACGACCGCUCCAGGUCCGUCCCCACCUCGCCGUGCGACCAAGACGUGAACAUCCGGAAGGCUCUGUCGUUGGACCACCGCGGGCCGGAGCACAGGACGCACCCCCUCUCCUCCCCGUCGUCCGCCGUCGCGGCGACGACGGUGGGGGGCGGCGAAGCGGAGGCCGACGGAACCCGGGAGAACGGAGAGGUCAAAGGUCACGCCGCGCCCCUACUCAAGAGGAUGAACUUGCACGACUUCGUGUUCAUCAAAGUCCUCGGGAAAGGAAGCUUCGGGAAGGUGAUGCUGGCGGAGCUGAAAGGCAGCGACGAGGUGUACGCCGUCAAAGUGCUGAAGAAAGACGUGAUCCUGCAGGACGACGACGUGGACUGCACCCUGACGGAGAAACGCAUCCUGGCGCUGGCCAGGAAACAUCCGUACCUCACACAACUCUACUGCUGCUUCCAGACUCAAGACCGCCUGUUCUUCGUGAUGGAGUACGUCAACGGAGGCGACCUCAUGUUCCAGAUCCAGCGCUCGAGGAAGUUCGACGAGGCGAGGUCUCGUUUCUACGCGGCCGAGGUCACGUCCGCCCUGAUGUUCCUGCACCGGCACGGAGUCAUAUACAGAGACCUGAAGCUGGACAACAUCCUGCUGGACGCGGAGGGUCACUGCAAGCUGGCGGACUUCGGCAUGUGCAAAGAGGGGAUCCUCGACGGGGUCAGCACCACCACCUUCUGUGGGACGCCGGACUACAUCGCACCCGAGAUCCUUCAGGAGCUGGAUUACGGCCCGUCGGUGGACUGGUGGGCCCUGGGGGUGCUGAUGUACGAGAUGAUGGCGGGUCAGCCGCCAUUCGAAGCCGACAACGAAGACGACCUGUUUGAGUCCAUCCUCCACGACGACGUCCUCUUCCCCGUCUGGCUCGGCAAGGAGGCCGUGGCCAUCCUCAAAGCGUUCAUGACCAAGAGUCCCAGCAAGCGCCUGGGCUGCGUGGCGGCUCACGGUCUGGAGGAGGCCAUCAAGCUCCACGUGUUCUUCAGAGAGAUCGACUGGACGCUGCUGGAGCAGCGGAAGCUCCGCCCGCCGUUCAAACCUCGCAUCAAAACCAAAAGGGACGUGAACAACUUCGACCAGGACUUCACGCGAGAGGAACCCAACCUGACGCCGGUGGAGGACAACAUCGUCAAGCAGAUCAACCAGGACGAGUUCAAAGGGUUCUCCUACUGUGGAGACGAGACUGUGGGCUAGACACACACACACACACACACACACACACGCUGACACAGAUAAUGUAACAUGUUUACACACACCACACACACCACGGCAGAGAUGUAAUAUUUGA